CAUGCGUAUAAAGGCGCCUCUCUCCACGCUUUCACUCCACUCUCAGCUCGGCACUGCUCCGCCGAGAGGAGCACAACGCUGAACAGAAGGGAGAGGGAGCGGGGGGGCGGGAGAAAAAAGACCAAAAGAGAUCCCUGUGUCAUUUACAGUGAAAUACAUUUCUUUACCCCAACGUGCUUUUCCUCCUCCUUCAUCUCCUUAAGAGUCUCUGCUCUGCUUGGACGGUGGCUGCAUCGAUGCAAAAUGGGUUGUGGCAAUUCCUCAGCCACCAACACCUCAGGAGACGGGCCAGAAGACGUCUCCAAAGAUGUGACAGAAGAUCACUCGCCGGACGAUGAGAAAAGAAGGAACUAUGGGGGCGUAUAUGUGGGUCUACCAGCAGACAUGACCGCUGUGGCUGCCAGUCAGUCCAAGUCCACAUGCAAAGGUAAACGUCGCUAACGCUGAACUGUGCAUAUGACCUUCUGGAUGAUCGAGGAGCAUCUUGUUGUGAAGCAGCCAAGGGCGUUGAGAGAAAUAAUCCCAAUUGGCUGAGCUGCCACCCCAUGAAACCAUGUGCCUGCUCGCCUGCCUACAGCAUUGUGGCUUGUAUUUGACCUUUACUUUUAGUGAAUAUUAACAAGAAAUAUCCCAUUUACUGUUACAGUUACUCAUAGCUGUGAAGAUGAAUGUGGUUCACAGCAUGUGUUUCAACCAUGGCAGCACAAGUAUCUUCUUUUUUUCUCACUUUGUGAUAUGUCAUAUCCAUUUAGUGCACUAAAAUCUGCACAACCCAUGUAAUCAAUUCGCACGCAAUCGUAAACCAAGAUGAUCUGUUAUGAUGAGGCACACAGGAGGAGUUAACCUUGACUUAUGUCACGUAUGUUCCGUCGAUUUAUUCAUUACGUGACCUCCGCACCACAAGAAGCACUGUGUAGGAUAAAGCGUUAUCCAGCGAUGACGUUGCAGAUUGCAACCAACUGAAAACCCUUCCGCUCAAAGCAGGAGGGAGACCGGCAGCCGCUGGGUGGUUUGUCUGUACUGGGCUGCUGUGAAAAUAGGACGGUGCCACGUGGCUCGGAGAAGAUGACAGACUCUAAAUGCAAAAUGAUUAUACACCAAUAAAAACAUUGUGUUCAAUGUGAGCCUCACUACUAUUUCCAUUCGGGAGCCUUACUCAAUCUCACACAGUGUGCGCUGGAAUUGAUUUGAUUGACCACUGUUUGUGUAACCACCUGUCUGGAACUACAAAUACCCCGGCACUGAUUCUGUUUACCCCCCCUAUUGCAGAUUAGCAGCUACUGAAAGAAACACAACAGAGGUACUUAUAAAAAAACACAUGACCGUCCAACUGUUCACAUCACCUGCUCUUCUGUAUUUCCUUUCUGGCAGUUGCGACGAAGACUCGCAUGAAGAGCCGAUGACUCUGUCCUUUGUCUCAACAGGAUCCUACCUAUUUGUUCACUUAGAAGCACUCACAUUACAGGCAGCGAGCAUGUAAGUGCUCCUAUUUCUGGCUCACCACACGCUUAAUAAAGUCACUUCUACGCUGUCAGGGAGCGAGGUGUCCACACACCUUCCCAUGGGGGAGGGGGUCUGAAGAUGCCGCUUCAUGGAGUCAUGGGUGGCACAGUGAUCCAUCAUCAACCUUCACUCUUCAAAAAAAGAAGCAGAUUGCAUCGGAGCCACCCUGGGACUGGCGGCUGGAGGCAGAGACGGGCGAUGUGACAGCCAUCUUGGCUCUGUGGUUCUCUUUCUCCAUCAGGUGGACACAGGGGACCCAGGCAACUGAAUAACUUAAUGUCUGGGGGACACGAAAAUGACCAAUAGCCCUCUGCAAUAAUAGUCAGUUUAUUCUAUUAGAAGACAUAAAGGAUCAAUGGGGGGGUCUGAGUUUUGCAUAAAGUGGCUGAAAACAGAAUUGAUUGCAACCAGUGACCUGCUGCAACCAAACAGAUGGAAAUUACACAGAUUUAUAAUGAUGGAUCUGAAUGCUAAUUACAAUAAUCAUUUUUUGUUGAGUGCGUUGGUUGACAUUGUUUUUUUUUUAUUACAAUCUCAAUUACAAUUUCAUACACUGUGUAUCACACUUUAUUGUGAAUGUUGUUCUUCUGUAAAUAUUACUUUAACCAUAAAGCUGAUGCUCUUCUUUUUGACAAACAAUCCUGUGACCUUUAGUGGCGUAUGAAGAUGUCAAGAGUGAAACGGUGUUCACAUAAUGUGCACGCGUGUGUAGCCUUCACUGACCAGUUGCAUUAAAACAAGGAGUUAUUUCAUUAUGCCUGAACACAAGCUUACUGUUUACUGGUUGUGUCUGUUUUCUCCAGAAUGACGCCCACAAGCUGCCGAGCUGUGACGCCAGCUAUCAGCCACUUUGACACGAUGGGAUGUCAUGUGGCAGCAGUUACACUGUUCUGGCAGAAUACGCUGCAGACACAAAGAGAUGCUCAAUGCACUGUGUAGUUUACAGAAUAUUAGAAGGAAGAGCUGCAGCGUCCACAGCGCCACAGCACCGAGUGAUCCAGAAGCCCGCCAAGGACAUUAUAUUUUUGGGUGUCCUUUCUCCUAGAUGUCCAUAUUUCUCCCCUCAGUUUCCCUGCCGCAGUCCCUACUAGAGGUCUUUGGCUUUUAGAGUGUUUCUUUCAGCCUGUCUCUCCCUCUUUUAUCAGCCCUUCUUUGCCCUUUAUGGUUGUUCCUCCUGUAUGUGAUGGAUGUCAUUGCUUUUGACCUAUUCAAUUGAUCUAAGAGGAAGAAGGAGGCAGAAUCUGGUCAGAAGCGAAGCUCUCUACAUAAGAUAAAAAGUUGUUUUUUGAAUGUUGUAGUGGUUGGGUGGGCUUAGGGACGUAGUUAGAACCGUAGCAUACUUUAUAAAGGAGUAAGUAGACAUUUUGGAGUAUUUGUUUUUGCUUUCUUACUGACAAUAAAUGAGAAGAUCGGCAUUGCAUGUCUGUGGUUUUACUCAUCAAAUUUGUGGAAAGAAGACAAAUAUUUCUCCAACUAGUCAUAAGAUCCUUCAGUUCUUGUGGCAAAUGAAGCCUGGAAAAGAAAAGAAUGGAGGUCAAAGCAUCCGUGAAUUUCUUUCACACAGUGGAUUCAUCCUGAGUGGUUAUUAACAACUCGCCUGUGUCUCUUUAUGCUUUAGGCUUGUGAUGGCUGUGAUGUCAUGAUUAUGAGAGGUAAUGACUGAGGUGAUCCAGUUUGUUUGGUAAAGCUUUUUUUCUGUCUCACAUUUUCUGUGUGUUUUUUAUCCAACAACAUCUCAUCGCUAAUGCACAAAUGAGCUGCUCCUCGGUGGUGUAAAUGCACUACUAACACCGAGUCAUAUCGCCUAAUACAGCAAUCGUGCUGAGAUGACUCUGUGAAACUCAUGCAUGAUCAUCUGAUUAAAUUAUUUAUGAUUAAAAACUUUUAUAUUGUCCAUGCACAGCUGUGGUUAUUGAUUGUGGUCCUUGUUGAAAUCAAUGUGCCUUUUGUAAUGAAUGAGCUUGUGACUUGAGUGACUACAUGUGUUCCUAGUUCCCAUAGACAGACUACCGGACACAAUCCAAUGGGGAUUUCUGAACGGGACCAUUGUUGUUAUCGACCCAAUGGAUUUUUGUGUGGCUGCAACACGAUCAAUCACAGCUCCAUCUCGGUAAUUGACAGAGUCGGGGGUCUCCAGAGGAGGAAGGCUGGUGGGCUGGUGGUGAAUCCUGUCCUCUCUCUGAGUGCACAGCAGCCGACUGAACCCAUCCAGGGACCGUGCAUCAUGCUUUGCAGUAAUGAAGGCCAAGCUGCUCAUGUCAUGCUGAGCGAGAUGUUUCCUAGCUUUGCUAAUGAGUCCCCAAAGGACAGAGGACGGUCGAGAAAUGACUUCUAUCACAUAAAUACAUCAAUACAAAGCUGGAUGGUAUUCCAACAUUAAUCUGUGUGAGAUGUGUUGUUGUCUCAAAUGUAAUUUGAUCAUUUCAUGUGUUCAGAGAUUUUGAUUGCGUUUCGAUGUGCUCUGUAGCGGUGCCGUGAUGUUGGGUGGAGUUUUGUACGUGUAUUUAUGGUUACUUUGUUUUAUCCAGUAUUUUGAUUGUGCAUUGUUAGUUCAUUUGUUUUCUCUCCAGACGAGUUGCUGUUUAGUUGUUUCUGUUCUUUUGCUUCGUAAACCGACUGGAGUGGGUCCUACUCUGGGGUCCUCAAUGCCAGUACAGGUGGGCUGGUCAUCGGUCUGUAGGUCGUGGUCCACUAGGUGGAGGGCUUCCUCAUUCAUAGUUUAUUUGGCAUGUUUUAUAUUUGUGUGUUUUGCUUUGCUUUCCGGUCCCUGGUGGUGGCCCCCUUCCCCCUCCCCCCUUCCCCCUUCACUCCCCCACCCCUUUAGACCUCCCUGAUAGUCACCUUGUGCUGGUAAACCACCUCAGUGUAGCGACAUCAAUUUUUAGCAUAGAUAUUUUUUGUAAUAAAAGCCUUAUUUUAAAAUCAAGACUGUUAACAGACAUGAAGCCUAUCCAUAAAUAAAACUGGACACUGUUCAAAAGAAACUAGAAAUUCACCUCUCUGCUCCCUUUCUUAAAAUAAAUGAGAAGCUAAUAUUUCUGUGUGGUAUUCUCUGGGUUAGAGUCCCAGAGUGGCGUUGUCUCAUUGCGGCCAGGCGCCUCAGUUCAGAGUUCAGGGUGGUUAUUACGUUCCUUUUAAUUAACCGUAAAGACAAUCCUUCCAACAACAAAGUUAUUUAAUAGCACAAUCCCAACCACGCCGCCAGCCAUCAUUUGUUUUCCUACCCUUAACCGUACCGUCUUCUCAGAUAUGUAUUUUACUGGCAUUGGCAACAUCGCCAUUGAUCGUACAUUCAUAUAAAAGAACAAAACAGCUCCGUAAAGAACUGGGACAUCUGAAGUGAAUAACCAAAUGUUUGGUUGAUGCUCAUGUUUUUUGUUUGUUUUAAUUUGCAAUUGACAUGAAGACUUACUGUGUAAUUUCCGGUUUGGAGUAACUAUCGGCUGUGUUUAAAAUGUUUCUAACAUACAUGUGUCCUUCAAUGAUAAAUCUGGUUGUUCCAUUUCAAUAGUAACAUUUUUUUAAAUAAAAUAUUUAUUGUCUUA
Gasterosteus aculeatus aculeatus (three-spined stickleback) is the source of this 5048-nucleotide messenger RNA. Lineage: Eukaryota; Metazoa; Chordata; Actinopteri; Perciformes; Gasterosteidae. The record is from RefSeq and is a predicted model, not a curated record.